Molecule: messenger RNA, 2474 nt
Organism: Rhododendron vialii
Lineage: Eukaryota; Viridiplantae; Streptophyta; Magnoliopsida; Ericales; Ericaceae
Product: zinc finger protein CONSTANS-LIKE 9-like
Exons: 5
Coding region: 503-1759 (418 amino acids)
Molecular function (GO): zinc ion binding; protein binding
Source: RefSeq, a predicted model, not a curated record
UCUUCUCUCUCUCAUCAUCUCUAUUUUCUCUCUCUACACUUUUUCUCACAUCUAUCUGCACUUUUUAUCACUUUACAAUCUCUUUUAUUGAUAUUUAAUUGUCUGCGUCACCACACACACUCACACGAAGACGACUUCUCCUCCCCAUAGCUAACUCACAGAGAGAGAGAGAGAGAUGAGCUUCUGGAAAGGUCGAUCGCUUCUUUUUCGCUAGGGUUCCUGUACGCGAAAUUCUGCUGAAAAAGAGCUCUGUCCUUUUGGUCCCUGUUGUCCUCUGUUUUCGGCUAUGAUUCGAUUAUUUCACAUCUUUAUUUAGAGUAAGCAGUUGCUGGUGGAUAUCUGUAUGAACUCUUGGUGAUGGAUUGAUGUCCAUUUAAGAAGCUAUUCUGUUCAUAGUUAUAUAGUUUCAGAAGAGGUUGAGUAACUUGGGAAAAAAAAAGUACGAGCUUUCUCCCUCAUUGGAUUGGUGUUUUAUUCUAGUAAAAGAAGGGUUAGCUGAAGCAUGGGUCACCUAUGUGAUUUCUGUGGAGAGCAAAGGUCAAUGGUGUAUUGUCGAUCGGAUGCAGCUUGCUUAUGUUUAUCCUGUGAUCUCAAUGUCCAUUCUGCAAAUGCCCUUUCAAGGCGUCAUUCUAGGACUCUUGUGUGUGGAAGAUGCAAUUCACAGCCUUCAUUUGUUAGAUGUGUCGAAGAGAAUAUAUCACUUUGUCAGAAUUGCGAUUGGCUGGGGCACAUUGGCUCUCCCUCAGCUUCAACUCAUAAGAAGCAGACAGUUAAUUGUUAUUCCGGUUGUCCUUCGGCUGAAGAGCUCUCUACGCUCUGGUCAUUUGUUUUAGAUGAGCCUUCUUUGGGUGAUGCAACUUGUGAAAAGGGAAUGAGUUCAAUGAGCAUUAACGACAAGAGUCUGAUAAACUGCACAGAACCUUUACAAAGUAAUGAUGGGCAAGAUGUAUCUGUCUUGAUCGAAGUGAAUGACGUGAAGAAUAUUGAGAAGUCGAGUGUUUGGACGGGUUCCUCUUCAAUGCCACAGCUGAAUAUCAAGCCAGAAGCUGUAGAUCACCCUGUGGGAUUGACAAAUUCGACUUCAUCUAAGAUGCGCUGUCCUGGAACAAAAGCACCUAGUUUAAAUGAAAUUGAUGAAUUUUAUGAGGACUUCAAUAUGGAUGAAGUUGACUUGAAUAUUGAGAACUAUGAAGAUCUAUUUGGUGUAGCUCUUCAUAAUCCAGAGCCACUUUUCGGUAAUGAUGGGAUUGACAGCUUGUUUGGAGUUGAGGACAUGUCUGGUGCUGAUAUGAACUGUCAGGGCACAUGUGAAGCUGAGGGGUCAUCAAUUGGACAGGGUAAUAUCAGGCAGCCAGCUUGCAGCAAUGCAGCGUCUGCUGAUUCCAUGCUGAGCUUUAGAACAGAACCAAACCUUUGUUUUGCAAGGAAAGCCCACUCCAGCCUCUCAUUUUCCGGUCUUUCAGUAGAGAGCAGUGCUAGAGAGUAUCAAGAGACUCAAGAUUGUGGUGCUUCUUCAAUGCUUCUCAUGGGGGAGCCUCCAUGGGGCCCUCUGGGUCCUGAAUGUUCGUCCAUCCCUUCAAGUAGGAGUGAUGCUGUUAUGCGUUACAAGGAAAAGAAGAAGAAACGCAAAUUUGAAAAGAAGGUAAGAUACGCUACUCGCAAGGCAAGGGCUGACGUAAGGAAGCGUGUGAAGGGGCGCUUUGUCAAGGCUGGUGAUGCUUAUGAUUAUGACCCGUUGAGCCAAACAAGGAGCUGCUGAUUGCACAAUUUUACGGAAUGAUGAUGUCAAGCUGGAAGAGACUCGUGCAUUGUUUUCCUUUGCACUUACACAUCUCACAGGAGCUUCUGUUGUCCAAAGUACAUAAAAAAGGAUGAAGAAAUGCUCUCUCAUUGCCUCACCAAUGAAAUUCAAUAUGGAGAAAUCUGAUUCUCCGGUAUAGAGAAAGAAAGGAUGUAUUGUGACAUCAUCUGAUGAUGAAGAGGAAAUUGCUAUUACCAAAACAACGAAAGCCUACCUUUUAUAGUUGGAACCAUGCUUAGUAUAAGUUAGGUGAACUAUUUAUCCCAUAAUUUUUUCCGCAUCUGUAGCCUGUGUGGCCUAGUUAUGGUCAGUAGCCAAACUCAGUUGCCAGGUGAGAUCGAAAGAUUCGUGUAAUAAUUUUCCCCAGAGUUCUAUAAGAAUGCAUAAUACAGGAUCAAUGUUUGGUUCGGCAGGAGGGCAGGUGCCAUACCGAACUGUAGGUAUCAUUCAUUUUCAGCUGUGUACAGCAUAAAUCAUUACACUGUAGCUGUGAGAGACAACCAGUUUGUAAUGAGUCUCUAGUAGUUCAACAUGCUCGAUGAACUUCCGAUUUCUGUAACUACAGCGUCGAGCAGUUCAUAUUGAUAAGAACGUGUAAAAUUUUACUGUGGAAUUGAUCGCUGCGAAAGCUGUGAUAGACCGUAUGAUUAUCAGGAUUCUACCUUUUUUUUUU